UCUGAAAAAAAAAACAACAAAAAAAACAAAAAAACAAAUUCGGGAUCCAAGCAUGCCACAACAGCAGCUAGGUAUCCGCCUAUCCUCCCCCAAAGUCACCGCAGGCGCAGCAGCAGGCUUCCCCCGUCCGAGAGAGCGCGGAGACUCCACCGAGUGAUGCCACUACUGCAGCAAGACAAGCACCCAGCGACCGCGUAUAUUGUCGACGCCUGCCGGAGGACCCACCGACACCACAAUCUCGGCCCUUGACAGAAGAGAGAGCCCCCCCCAACCCCCCCUCGGCUCCGUUCCCGUCCCGACUCCAGGAUGUCCGACAGCAACGCAAGUCCCGCCGACCGGGUGAUCAAAUCGGUCCCCUUCCCCCUUGCCCACCGGCUGACCAUGAAGGAGGUGUUUGAUGCAGAGGGCCGACCGCGGGUGGACCUGCUCAAAGCUCACCUCACAAAAGAGGGCCGGCUGGAGGAGGCCGUGGCCCUACGCAUCAUCGAUGAGGGCGCCGCCAUCCUGCGCCAGGAGCGCACUAUGUUGGACAUUGAGGCGCCAGUCACGGUGUGUGGCGAUAUCCACGGCCAGUUCUUCGACCUGAUGAAGUUAUUUGAAGUGGGAGGAUCUCCUGCCAACACACGCUACCUCUUCCUAGGGGACUAUGUGGACAGGGGCUACUUCAGUAUUGAGUGUGUGUUGUACCUGUGGUCACUGAAAAUCCUCUACCCAAAGACGCUCUUUCUUCUACGGGGAAACCAUGAAUGUAGACAUCUGACAGAAUAUUUCACCUUCAAACAAGAAUGUAAGAUCAAGUACUCAGAACAGGUGUAUGACUCCUGCAUGGAGGCGUUUGAUUGCCUGCCCCUUGCAGCCCUGAUGAACCAGCAGUUCCUGUGUGUGCAUGGGGGGCUUUCACCAGAGAUCCACACACUGGACGACAUCAAGAAGUUGGACCGGUUCAAGGAGCCUCCAGCGUUUGGGCCCAUGUGCGACCUGUUGUGGGCCGACCCCCUGGAAGACUUUGGCAAUGAGAAGACCCAGGAAUACUUUGGCCACAACACAGUCAGAGGGUGCUCCUAUUUCUACAGUUAUCCAGCAGUGUGCGAGUUCUUACAGACCAACAACCUGCUGUCAAUCAUCAGAGCGCAUGAAGCACAGGAUGCUGGAUACCGUAUGUACAGGAAGAGCCAGACUACAGGUUUCCCCUCCCUCAUCACCAUCUUCUCUGCUCCAAACUACCUGGAUGUCUACAACAACAAAGCGGCGGUGCUGAAAUAUGAGAACAACGUGAUGAACAUCCGUCAGUUCAACUGCUCUCCUCACCCCUACUGGCUGCCCAACUUCAUGGACGUCUUCACAUGGUCGCUGCCAUUUGUGGGAGAAAAGGUAACUGAGAUGCUGGUCAACGUUCUGAGUAUCUGCUCUGAUGAUGAACUCAUGAACGAUGGAGAUGAGAUCUAUGACGCCAGUGCAGCAGCAGCAAGGAAAGAGGUGAUCAAAAACAAGAUCCGAGCCAUUGGAAAAAUGGCCAAAAUGUUCUCCGUUCUACGGGAGGAGAGUGAGAACGUGUUGACCCUGAAGGGACUCACCCCGACAGGCAUGCUGCCCAGUGGAGUGCUGUCUGGUGGCAAACAGACCCUGCAGAGUGCUACCAUUGAGGCCAUAGAAGCUAUCGAGACAGUUAAGGACGCUGAAGCCAUCCGAGGCUUCUCCCCACAGCAUCGGAUCAGCAGUUUCGAGGAGGCCAAAGGUCUGGACCGCAUCAACGAGAGGAUGCCGCCAAGACGCGAUGCUGUCAACAGCGUGGGCCUGUCGAUGGGCCGCAUGAACAUGGGGGAGCCCAAUGGGACCGACAGCAACAGCAAUAUACAGUGAUGGACGUCUACUCCCACAUGCCCAGACACAUACCUGCAGCUACAACACUGAUGUGGUACCAUAUUUAUAGAUACGUGUACAUAGGCAUAUAUACACAAGAAAAACGCAGCACACAGACACAGUAUUUCGUACACUAAAUAGGCUACAGAUGACAUAACACACACAUACGCACACACACACACACAUACAUGCAAUAACACACACACACACACACACACACACACACACACACACACACACACACACACACACACACACACACACACACAACCACGAUUACCCUCCCCUUCCCUGUUGCCCUCAGCUGUUAUGUAAAGGCAUGAGCGUACCCGGACUUUACCACCAAAGGCUGAAUCUCUUCACUGAACUGAUCGGCCCUAUUUAGAGAACUACAACUCCCAUGUACCUGCACAACAACAACAACAACAACAACAACAACAACAGGAGAAAGCCUCCAAUAACACUCCCCAUGCAAAACAGGAGGAGCUACUGUUCACCUUGUAUGUCGGGGAUCACCAAUGGGUUGACGGUGUCAGCAUGACGUGCCUGUGUUGGUGGUGUGUGUAGUGUGGGGCGGGGUCACAUGUUUGCACGAGGAGGGGGUGUCAAUCAGGCGGCUGGGGCAUUUUACAUUCGUAUGCUUCUUUUUCCUGUUUGCGUCCCAGAGCAGAAAGUGGAACCAGUUGAUUUUAUAAGGUCGUGGAUAUGCCUGCCUGAGUGCGUGCACAUGCUUCAACAUGUAAAGUGUCCGUGCGGUUGUAUUUGGAGAAAAAAAAAAGUGUGUUUUCUUUGCGAGCAGCUGGGCAAAAGCGAGAAAAAUUUUGAUGUGUGGUGUGGUGGCUUUUCUGUCAGCGAGAGAUGUACAGAGAUAAUCUCAGCUGCAGUCUAAUCUGAGCCCUUGCUGUCCUUUUCUUCUGCAGAGGAGAUUCCCGUUUGCUUUUGUAGCACUACACCGCACGCAUUCUCCACUUGAAGUCAAGUGGAGGAGUCUCCCCUCUUCUUUAAACUCUGGCCCUGGCCAGCUCGAAACUGGGCUCAGAUCCUAUUUGAAGUGUUUUUCCCAACCUGUGGAGUGUAGAUAGGAUACAUAAAGAGGUUUUAUUGCACAUCUGAUGCAUACGGUCACAGGAUGCAAGAUGCAGUAUAGCAGAAGUAGGACGCUUUAUGUAUGUGAGGGAGCCGGGGGGAGUUAAAAUGUGAAGUCAUGCUCUAUUCAUCCUCUUUCUACAUCUUCCUUUCUUCCCGUGUUUGCUGUCUACUCCCGAACAGCAGUGAUGGCUGGGAAUCUCUGGCCUCCAGAGCAGGAAACGAUAUUUCAUAGAGACUCUUCUGGUGAAGGCAGCAGCCAAGACAACAAGAAGUCAGAAGAAGGUCUUUGUAAAGCAUUUAUAUUAACGCAUCAGUGCAUGCAGAGUUAAGUUCUUUGAUAAUAAUGUGAAGAUUAUAUUUGUGCUCUGUGUUUCACUAUGGUAGGAAUUUUUUUCUUCUUGUUUUUCUGGCUAAUAUAAAUGAACUGAGGUAUAAUGACUCAUUUAUUUUGUACAUAAUGUUAAUUUUAUUUAUUUUUUGUAUUCAUUUUGUGUUAUAUUUUGUUGUUUUUUCACUUUUUUUUCUUUUCUUUUUCACAACCUGUGUUUCCGGUUUCUUUCGAUGCUGUACAGAAUGACAGUACGCUUCUAUUCAAAGUGUCAAGUCCACGUUCUCUCCUCUCUUCUUUGUCGAUGUACAGGAGUUGUUUUUAAUGAUAAAUAUGAAUAACGAUAAACAAAUAUUAAACUAGCAUUGAUGAAUGACCAUACUAUAUACAAAGGCACAGGCAUUCGGGCAGCCAAAAGCAUGAUUGCAUGGUUAAAAUUUGCGCUGUUCAAAGCAAAAAGCAGCAGACACAUUUUAACAGAAGAGCCGGUGUGUUGCCGUCACAAUUUAAAGGAAAAAAGUGUACUCUCUCUGAUCAUUAUUCUUGAUGAUUCCUCUUGUUAUUUGAUGAUAUUUAUGAUUCUAUGAUUAUUAUGAUUCUAUUUAUUAUGGACAUUAUUCUUAAUAUUUAAGCUCUCUCUCUCUGCUGGUUGCUCUUCAUGUUGCGUUGCUCCUUGGUUGAUCUUGUGCUUCUUUGGGAGAGGUGAACCCCCCUGGGAGACCCUGUGCCAUAGAAAUUGUGCCACGGUUCUGACUUUCUCUCUCUCUUUCUCUCUCUUUCUUUCUCUCUGUUUCUCAGUCUCUCUCUAUCUCUCUAUUUCUGCUCUCUUUCUGAUUUGACUCCCCAGUCACUAACACUGUAAGCAUGCCCCAUGGGACGAUUCACUUUUUUACUCUUGAAUAAAAUAUGCAUGAACCUUU
Messenger RNA from Acanthochromis polyacanthus (spiny chromis), 4197 nucleotides. RefSeq names its product protein phosphatase 3, catalytic subunit, beta isozyme (gene ppp3cb). Gene Ontology annotation, molecular function: calmodulin-dependent protein phosphatase activity; calmodulin binding. Gene Ontology annotation, biological process: calcineurin-NFAT signaling cascade. The record is from RefSeq and is a predicted model, not a curated record. The transcript has 14 exons. Bases 307 to 1860 code for a protein of 517 amino acids. Gene Ontology annotation, cellular component: cytoplasm; calcineurin complex; cytosol. NCBI's taxonomy places the organism in Eukaryota, Metazoa, Chordata, Actinopteri, Pomacentridae.